Molecule: messenger RNA, 512 nt
Organism: Lolium rigidum
Lineage: Eukaryota; Viridiplantae; Streptophyta; Magnoliopsida; Poales; Poaceae
Exons: 1
Coding region: 52-321 (89 amino acids)
Source: RefSeq, a predicted model, not a curated record
UGUCUCUCCUCCCAGACCGAUACGGCGGUGUGGCUGGCGAGGUGGUGGAGGAUGGCGAAGGCCGGCGGCGGGCUGAUCUGGGCGACGGCGGAGGACCUGGCGCGGAACCGGCCGGUGGUGCUGUCGAUGUACCGGCAGAUCCUGCGGGCGCUCAACUCGCCGGCGCUGCCGCUGGGCCACGCGGCGCGGCUGGCUAAGAAGGCGGAGUGCCGCGCCAUCUUCAUCUUCGGCGCCGAGGAGAGGUCGCUGCACAACAUCCGGGACCUCCUCGACGCCGCGCGCCACACCCUCGGCAUCCUCAACCGCGGCCGCCUCCCGUAGAGCGAGAGAGUAGCCCCCUAAUCUUAGCGGGUAUGCUCGAAUCGAUUGUAAGAUUCUGUUCGUCUUCGUGCUGUUGAAUUGGAUGGCUAGUUUGACGGCAUGAAUUCGGAGCCAUCUGUUCCCUAGUUGUUUCGCUAUCUAUGUAUACACUGCAGAACAUGAAUAAAUAUAUGUUGCAGACCCAAAAGAAA